Micropterus dolomieu (smallmouth bass) is the source of this 1714-nucleotide messenger RNA. RefSeq names its product myosin-6-like. NCBI's taxonomy places the organism in Eukaryota, Metazoa, Chordata, Actinopteri, Centrarchiformes, Centrarchidae. The transcript is spliced from 10 exons. The annotation marks the transcript as partial. Gene Ontology annotation, cellular component: myosin complex. The record is from RefSeq and is a predicted model, not a curated record.
GAGGAGGCAGUUGAAGCCGUGAAUGCUAAAUGUUCGUCUCUGGAGAAGACCAAACACAGGCUGCAGAAUGAGAUUGAAGAUCUCAUGGUGGAUGUAGAGAGGUCUAAUGCUGCUGCUGCUGCUCUGGACAAGAAGCAAAGAAACUUUGACAAGAUUUUGGCAGAAUGGAAACAGAAGUACGAGGAGUCUCAAACAGAGCUUGAGGGCGCUCAGAAGGAAGCUAGGUCUCUGAGCACUGAGCUCUUCAAACUGAAGAACUCCUAUGAAGAAUCUCUUGAACAUCUGGAGACCAUGAAAAGAGAGAACAAGAAUCUGCAGGAGGAAAUAUCUGAUCUCACUGAGCAAAUUAGUGAGGGUGGAAAGAAUAUUCAUGAGCUUGAGAAGAUUCGAAAACAGCUGGAACAAGAGAAGUCUGAGAUUCAAACAGCCCUGGAGGAAGCAGAGGCCUCUCUGGAGCAUGAGGAAGGGAAGAUUCUGAGAGCCCAACUUGAGUUCAGCCAGGUUAAGGCUGAUAUUGAGCGCAAGCUGGCCGAGAAAGAUGAAGAGAUGGAGCAAGCAAAGAGAAACCAACAGCGAAUUGUGGAUAAUCUACAGAGCUCUCUUGAGGCAGAGACUCGCAGCAGGAACGAGGCGCUCCGUUUGAAGAAGAAAAUGGAGGGAGAUCUCAAUGAGAUGGAGAUCCAGCUUAGCCAGGCCAACAGGCAGGCUGCUGAGGCCCAGAAACAACUUAAGGCUGUUCAUGCUCAUCUGAAGGAUGCUCAGCUCCAGCUUGAUGACUCUCUUCGAGCCAAUGACGAUUUGAAGGAAAACAUCGCCAUCGUUGAGAGGCGCAACAAUCUGCUUCAGGCUGAAGUUGAGGAGCUCAGGUCUGCUCUGGAGCAAACUGAGAGAGGUCGCAAACUUGCUGAGCAAGAGCUGCUGGAUGUUAGUGAGAGGGUGCAGCUACUGCACUCACAGAACACCAGCCUACUAAACCAGAAGAAGAAGCUGGAGGCUGAUACAACCCAGCUUCAGACUGAAGUGGAGGAAGCGGUGCAGGAGUGCAGAAACGCUGAGGAAAAAGCCAAGAAAGCCAUCACUGAUGCUGCCAUGAUGGCAGAGGAGCUGAAGAAAGAGCAGGACACCAGCGCUCACCUGGAGCGUAUGAAGAAGAACAUGGAGCAAACUAUCAAAGACCUGCAGCACCGUCUGGAUGAAGCUGAACAGAUCGCCAUGAAGGGAGGCAAGAAGCAGGUGCAGAAGCUCGAGGCCAGGGUCAGGGAACUUGAAACCGAGGUGGAAAAUGAACAAAAACAUGCCAGUGAUGCUGUAAAAGGAGUGAGAAAGUAUGAAAGACGUGUAAAGGAGCUUACCUAUCAGACAGAAGAAGACCGAAAAAACCUAGCACGUCUUCAAGAUCUGGUGGACAAGCUGCAGCUAAAGGUCAAAUCGUACAAGAGAGCUUCAGAGGAGGCUGAGGAACAGGCCAACAAUAAUCUCACCAAGUUCCGUAAGCUUCAACAUGAGCUGGAUGAAGCUGAAGAGAGAGCUGACAUCGCUGAGUCCCAGGUCAACAAACUACGUGCCAAGAGUCGUGAUGUGGGCUCAAAGAAAGGACACGACGGGGAGUGAACCUCAAGGAAGGAAUUCUAGUUUCUGAGACACCUGAUGUCUGAAUAGUGUCUCCCUAAGCAUGGCAAUUCUUCAGUAGAAUAAAAUGUAUCUGCAUCUCAAA